CCCUGGUCGGCUCCGCCCUGAGGCCGGGGGCGGUCCGACCUGCUGUCAGGCAGCAGAGCUGCCGCGCUCCGAGCGAGUUCUUGCAGUUUCGGCCUCGCCGCAUCAUGUCCUGCCGCUCGCUGUUGCUGGCCGCGCUCUUCCCCGCUCUGACCCUGGCCUACUUCCCGGAGGAGCGCUGGUCCGAGGAGUCGCCGCUGCUCUCUCCGCGGGUCCUCAUCGCCAUCAUCGCCCGCAACAGCGCGCACGGACUGCCGGCCUUCCUGGGCCGCAUCGAGGGGCUCCGGUACCCCAAGGACAGGCUCAGUCUGUGGAUUGCCACGGACCACAAUGUGGAUAACACCACCGCAGUAUUGAGAGAAUGGCUGGUGAAUGUACAAAGAUUUUACCAUUCCAUUGAAUGGAGACCCAUGGAUGAGCCAAAAUCUUACCCCGAUGAAAUCGGGCCAAAGCAUUGGCCGGACUCUCGAUAUGAACACGUUAUGAAGCUACGACAAGCAGCACUAAAGGCAGCCAGAGACCGGUGGGCUGAUUAUAUUUUGUUUAUAGAUGCAGAUAACUUCUUAACCAAUCCAAACACCCUAACUCUACUCAUUGCUGAGAAUAAGACAGUUGUUGCACCGAUGUUGGACUCACGCUCUGCCUAUUCCAAUUUCUGGUGUGGAAUGACCUCCGAGGGUUAUUAUAAGCGGACUCCAGCCUACCCUCCGAUACGGAAACGGGACAGACUGGGCUGUUUUCCGGUGGUUAUGGUACACUCCACAAUGCUGAUUGAUCUUCGCAAAGAAGCCUCCAAGAAACUGGCGUUUUACCCCCCACAUCCAUCCUACACCUGGUCUUUUGAUGACAUCAUAGUCUUUGCAUAUUCAUGCAAGCAAGCGGGAGUCCAGAUGUACAUCAAUAAUAAAGAGCACUUUGGGUUCCUGCAGGUACCUCUGAAGUCGACCAGCACCAUGCAAGAUGAGGUGGAGAGUUUUAUUCAUGUCCAGCUGGAGGUGAUGGUGAAUCACCCUCCCAUGGAGCCUUCUAAAUUUCUGCCUGCGCCUCCAAAAUACCCAGAUAAGAUGGGCUUUGAUGAGGUUUUUCUGAUUAACUUGAAGCGACGCCCAAAACGGAGAAUGCGAAUGCUUCGUUCCCUGUACGAGCAGGAGAUCGCCUGUGAAAUCUUUGACGCAGUUGAUGGAAGAGCUUUCAACAGCAGUCAGAUUAAAGAACUUGGUAUCACAAUGUUGGCAGAAUACCAAGACCCAUAUUCAGGACGGCCCCUAACUAAAGGGGAGCUGGGCUGUUUCCUCAGUCACUACAACAUCUGGAAGGAGAUUGUUGACCGAGGUUUGCAGAAGUCAGUACUGUUUGAAGAUGAUCUACGGUUUGAAAUCUUCUUCAAACGAAGACUGAAGUACCUGAUGAAGGAAGUGGAGAAAGCUAAACUCGACUGGGACCUAAUUUACAUUGGCCGAAAACGAAUGCAGGUGGAUCACCCGGAGAAGGCAGUGUCUGGCGUCCGAAAUCUGGUUGUGGCUGAUUAUUCUUACUGGACUCUGGGAUACGUCCUCUCGCUGAAAGGAGCAAAGAAACUCAUUGAUUCCAAGCCGUUUGACAAAAUGUUACCAGUGGAUGAAUUUCUACCCAUAAUGUACAACAAACACCCGAUAUCCAAGUAUAUGGAUCACUUUGAGAAGCGUAACCUGAAGGCUUUCUCCGUGGAACCGCUUCUGGUCUACCCCACGCACUACACGGGUGAGUCGGGCUAUGUCAGCGACACUGAGACCUCCACGGUCUGGGACAAUGAGAAGCUGAAGACUGACUGGGACCGCGCCAAGUCACAGAAGACCAGAGAGCAGGUAAAGAUCCGGGAAGCAGCUCAGAACCUUGACGUGUCGCAUUCACCGAUGGACUCGACUUCCAGGGAUGAGCUGUGACCCGUGGCUUGCACCCGCACAAAGGCUGUUCGUAAAGGAGGGUGCUGAAACUGGACAGGGAUAUGCCAUGUCUUGAACUGAGUUGAGAUGACGUUCAAAGCACGACUAAGUGAGGUAACGCUCUUCACUGUGGUGACCAGCAGUUAUGCUGAGUUAGCUGUUGAUUAAUUUGUUAUGUGCCUCGAUGUAUUAUUAUUAAUAGCUAGCCAUGCACAAUUCACCUCAAAAAGACUGAAUACCAUGGAGGGCCAAAGCAGAAAAAUCAAACAAGUGAUAUUGAAUCGAUCAUCUGUUAUAUACCUCGCUCAUCAUUGAGUUCUAUUGACUUAAAUCGAACAGAGUAUCAGAAGGGGUUUAUAACUGAUGUGACAUCAAUGAGUACUGAUCACUUCUUCACAUUGCCUUACGAUUCUGCUUGGACUUUUAAUAUAACACUAAUCUCAGUCUUUAUUUUACAGUUUGAUUUCUGUUGGUGCUGUUCCUGCAGUUGUUGCGGUGUUGGCCCCUGUGGGUUUUAUCGGCUGUGUACUAAUCUGAUUGCUGGGUGAAAGUCCCAUUGCUUUUGUAAGGACACAUCAUUCUAACCUGGUCAAGUGCUGUAUCUCUAGCAAAGGAUGUUCUGGGAAAUGAGCUGAUGCAAAAAUCAGCCUCUGCUUUCUGGUUAGCUAAUAACUGGCGAGCAGCGUAGUCUUCCAAAGCCCAGAGGUGUACAAAUGAGGGAAGCUAGUGAAUUACAUAAGAGGCAGAGGUGUGCACACAGCUCACAAAGCAUGUUAGUACUGUCAGUACCUGCUCACACAUUGUGUAAGUCCAGUGGUACAAUCCACACAAAUGUCGAAAAUGGAGCUGGGGUCCAGCUCAGAUCGAUUGAAUCAAGUGGUGGAACACCUCUGAGAUACUGUGAAUUCCAAACCAAAUUGUCCACAGAUCAUUACUUAAAGAAGGUUCUAUGUCUUACUAUUCAUUAUAAAGCUGCCCUGUGCCCCCGUGUGCAGAUCUUAAGUAAGUUUAUUGACUACACAUUGGAUGUUGGGAAUAAUUUUGAUCUUCAUUGAGAAUCUGGUACAUCUUACAGAGAUGCAGGUUGCCAGAACAGUGCCAAGAAUUUUACACUGUUGCUAAAGUCCAAACCAAGGAACGGGUCAGCUUCAUGCUGUUUCUAGUUUGUUUGUUCCUGCUGCUCCAAACCUCCUGGAACCCCUGUUUGAUGUAUAUCUGGGAUCUGCAGUCCCUUCAUCCAGCCACUGUUAAUUCAUUACAUUGCCCUGUCAUUGUGGAUGUAUCAGGCAGCUGGGACCCGGAUCAGCUUCAGUUUUGGCUUUGAGCAAGACACGAACUGCUGGAGGAAAUCAGUGGGUUGAGCAGCACCCGCAGGUAUUGAGUUCAUCCAGCAGUUUGCUUUUUGCCGCAGGCUGCUCAUCUGCACUCUUAAUUUUGGCUUUUUUUCAUUCUUCUUUGACACAUGCAAACUUGAGCACAUUUUUCAUGGGACUAGUCCAUUAUUAGCUUAUGUACAACACCAGAGGUGAUUCAACAAGUACAAGGAACAAUAUUACUCUCUCCUUGCUUUUUGAAAUUCCAAAGCAACAGCUGGAUAGGUUACAGAUAUCAGUGAGUGUAUUCUGAACUGUUUUUUCCCCGUUACUUAUGCCAAAACUAAGUAUCACCUUAUUGAAUAUUCUGUCUGCUCCUGCUCUCUCCCUGUUCAAUUCAUUCCACACAGACCACCCACUGGCUGAAGUAAUUCAAUCAACAUGAUUUGUUCAGCUCUCAACUUGGUUCCCACCUACUCCCAUAUAUUAUAGUUGGUUAUGGUUCAAGGUGUUGGAGGAACUCAGCGGGUCGGGCAGCAUCAGUGAUUGGAAAUGGACCCUCGAUUAUUUGGAUUGACAUCCGUCAUCUGGAAGAGAAACUGCUCCCCCCGACCCUUCCCCUGCCACCUCCCCCUCUCCACCUCACUCCCAGCCUCCCCCCCCCGCCCCAUCAGUUCACUCCUGGCCUCCCCUCCCCCAUCACUUCACUCCUGGCCCCCCCCCCCACCUCACUCCCGGCCUCCCUCCCCACCCCACCUCACUCCCGGCCUCCCACCCCA
Mobula hypostoma (lesser devil ray) is the source of this 4011-nucleotide messenger RNA. RefSeq names its product procollagen galactosyltransferase 1-like. The transcript is spliced from 12 exons. The coding region runs from base 105 to 1919 and encodes 604 amino acids. The record is from RefSeq and is a predicted model, not a curated record. Gene Ontology annotation, molecular function: procollagen galactosyltransferase activity. Lineage: Eukaryota; Metazoa; Chordata; Chondrichthyes; Myliobatiformes; Myliobatidae.